Meira miltonrushii is the source of this 1675-nucleotide messenger RNA. RefSeq lists its product as uncharacterized. Gene Ontology annotation, molecular function: DNA-binding transcription factor activity. The record is from RefSeq and is a predicted model, not a curated record. The coding region runs from base 430 to 1371 and encodes 313 amino acids. The transcript has a single exon. Gene Ontology annotation, biological process: regulation of DNA-templated transcription. NCBI's taxonomy places the organism in Eukaryota, Fungi, Basidiomycota, Exobasidiomycetes, Exobasidiales, Brachybasidiaceae.
CUUUCAGAUUGCCACACUGACGUUGGAUUAGGUUGAAGAGUUGAGUAGAAAGUAAGAGUGGCUGAGUGCAUGGAAUACAUAUUCACUUGUCUGUUAUUCGACGUAGAUUUGAUCGGGCCUAUGAUCGAUAGUGAAGUCAAAUACUUAUUAGGCUUAUUUUUCAUAAAUGCGGGCGACGUUAGAGUUUUCGUUUUGACACGGUAACGCCGGGCCGUCCGAAUUAGUGAUGAUCGGGUGAACGCCGUGAGAAUUAAUCAAAUUCAAGUUCUUACUUAGCGCGCUUUUACAACGGCAAGAUCGGGCAUCAUGAUUAACGGCCUUUCGUCAUGAAGGGGAUUCUAUGCUCAUUAGAUAUUAAAUGGAAACUGUGGCAAUCCUUACGUUUGCCCAUGACACCAACUAUUCGAGAAGAUUUUCGUUACGAUCACCAUGAAGCAUACAGAUUCUACAAAAGAUUCUAAAGCCGGAGCUGCAAGAAGAAAAGAACAAAACAGGAUAGCACAAGCAAAAAGAAGGAAUGGCAAAGAACAGUUAAUUAAAGAUCUACAAGAUAAGGUUGUACAACUUAGUCAAGCUUUAAGGAGUAAAAACGAAUUAAGUAAAGAGCUUUAUCGUUCACUUCAUCAAAUCCUAUCUGUCAAUAGAUUGCACGUUCAAGAUGGUAGCUCGCAUCAUUCCGUGUUUAAGAGUGACACACUAUACUCAGCCACAGUCUCACCGGAAAGUAACUUUACCGACUCGACAUUAUCGGAAAGCGUAGGAAGUGAGAGUGACUAUAGAUCCUACCCGAUAAACUCACAACACGCUCUGCAAUGGUCUCAAGGCUUGCAAUUAUACAGUGAAUCAUCUACUCACGGCUUAGGUGAAUGCUUGCAAGAAAGUAAAUUGAAACAGAGAGACUCUCUUACUUCGAUUGAGCAGGUUAUGGCUGAGUUAAUCUUCGAUCCGAUGGUUACAAGAAGACUUUCUCACGAAGACGUACAGCAAGGCACUUCUCUAUCUGGGUGCGAAAAGUCAAGUGUAAAUUCGAAUUGCGUUUCAGUCUCUUCAAACAACCCUUACGUCCUCGAUUCGGCUGUAAAUCAAAACGAGAGCAAAAUAUCAGCACUAACAUUACCACAACAGAGCUGGAUUAAUGAUGAGAUUACAAUGGAAGAUUUUGAACAAUUACGUAAAUCAGUUCAAUGCUAUUGUGACGGCAUGCAAUCAGCAAACAAUUUUAACAAAGAACUUGGAGAAGGCAUGCCAGAACAUCUGGACUAUAAUGCCGCCAACUUUUCUUCAAAGAGCUCGUUGAACGACGACAAGGAUUUAUAUUUGGGUGGUAUAAAUAUGCAGGAUUGGAAAUUCAACUUGCCUCAUUCCUUUUGACUUGUGACGAGAGAGAUAAUAUAGUAACUAAUAAUAAUGAAACUAUGGUGCAUAUAUGUACUUUUAUUUGAUUCGUAUAAUAACUGUUGGCGUGCACUGGACUUUGAAUAUGAGUUCAAAUAAAGCCAAAAAGUCUUGAUAGAUCAACCAUACUUGUUGUUCUCCUAGGUUUAACACCUUUAUGUUUCGAGAGAACAUACAUUGCUCCUAUAGUAGCGUUCUUGCAAUCAAUUAUGCUUCCUCUCAUCUGGCCAAUCGAUUCGUGGUCUGUGCCACACAUGCUACUGCUGCAAUGAUAACAUGG